AUGAAUACAGUGUGUGUGCAAACAAACACUCCAGAUAGCGGAGGACGUGCUCAUAAAAGAGCAUCCCUGUUGCUCACUCUCUGGCCUGUGAAGAGGGCCCAGAGCUCACCCAACCUGUACGCUGCUGCAGGUAGUGAUUCCCAGUCAUCAGAUUCAGAUGCCUGGCGUUCACGCAGUGUGUCUGAGGGGUUGAGGAACGGAGACGCCAGCAGCUCGUCCUUGACUGCUAAAGGCUUCCGCAGCGUUAGACCCAACCUACAGGAAAAGAAAUCUCCUACUUCUGGACCCCCCUCCCCAGACCCAUCAGCUCGUCGGUCACCGUAUAGCCGGGCGAGUCAGGAUUCCCCCGACUUCCUGUCGGGACUAUUGCCCAAAGCCCUCUCGCCAACACCCUACACCCCUCUGGAACGUUCUGGGCUAAUGUCGGCCUCACCUGCUGCGUCACCGUUAACCGUGUCUGCGCUGAGUCAUUAUUCAUCAUCCACGUUCGGGCUGGAGGAGCUGCAGAUCUGCGACAUGGACUCCUCCCCCACGGCCACACCUACCCCUUCCCCCACUCUCAGCCACGUCUCCAAUGCCCCUGACGAGCUUCCUACCGCCCCGUCAGCUGCCACAGGCACUAACGGUCAGAUGGCAGUGAAUGGAAGAUCUCAGUCUCAGAGGCCGUUCUCUCCACCUGUGUACCCCCCUCCACCCCCAAACCUCAGUCCAGGCCUGGUAAAGAUUCUGCAGGGUCGUUGUUCAGAGGGUUCAGAGACGGUGAAGAGAGAGACCAUUGUCUCUGGUCAGACAGUGGUCAGUAGCUCUGUGCCGAUCGCUCGUUUCUCGGAGGAAGAGAAGAAGGUGUCUGUGAUAAAAGCACCCCAUUACGAAGGCAUUGGACCAGUGGAUGAGUCAGGCAUUCCCAUCGCCAUCCGUACGACUGUGGACAGACCCAAGGACUGGUACAAGACCAUGUUCAAACAGAUUCACAUGGUUCAUAAAGCAGACGAUGACUAUGCAGACACAUAUAAUGCAACAUAUACUGUCAUAAACAAUGACAACUACCCUCCUGUCCAUGCACACCCACCCCCUCGAACACACACGUACCGGCCUCUCUCUAGAAAUACCUCAGACACGCCAGGCGGUGCCACCCAUCGGGAGCUCUCACAGUCACCUGUGCCCCCACCACCCCCUCCCAUGCCUUCACUCCUUCAGCUCCGCUCGCGGGACAUGGACAGAGAGAGGGAGUUUUCACACGACCCAAAUGAGUGGGGUCCUCCAGAUCGUAAAGUGGACACUCGUAAAUAUCGGGCGGAACCACGGAGCAUCUUUGAGUAUGAGCCUGGAAAAUCCUCCAUCCUCGAGCAAGAAAGGCCUACGUUUGAUUUAAACCCAGAUGACAUAGAUUUAGAGAACGAGCCUUGGUUUAAAUUCUUUUCCGAAUUGGAGUUUGGACGGCCGCCUCCUAAAAAGAGGUUGGAUUAUAAUCCUGACUACUCCACACAUGCUGUGGCACAGUCAUCCCUCUAUCUCUCGCCUUCCGAACAGCCUGAUGGGCCUUCAAGUUUUGCAAGUGACUACAGGAAAAGGCGAAAGUCAGAACCAUCUGUCACUCAAGCCAACACAGGAAGUGAGCAGAAUGCCAGUCAAGUAUCUUCCCGCCCUCUGGAUUCCCAUAAAGCACAGACAUUGAAGAAGCCUACCAUACGUUCCUCCCCCUCCUCACCAUCCAGAGCCAAAGCUGGAGACGCUAGUGAGUCACUCUCCUCCUGUAUGAGCUCUCCAGGUAUGGAGCAUCCUUCCUCUCAUCUCUCCUCAGACUCCCUCACUAUCUCCACACCAACCUGGCGUGGCUCCAAGCGCUCCAUCUGCUUCAAGAACGGUUGGCAGACAGGCCAACAUGAAGCUGCAGAGACUUGGAGUAGCGUUGAUGAUGAAUCUGCCAUGACCCCUACAUCACCACGGCUCAAAUCACGCAGCUGUGAUGACUUGUUGUCUGAUGGACAUGGUGCUAGUGAUGACGGGAGAGCAUCCACUUCUGUGACUACCACUCGCUCGGAAAGUGCUGGUUCGUUGCUCGAUGAAGACGCUCCACAGAAGCCUCAAGUAAAAAGUCUUACCUCAUCUCCCAGGGGGCGCCGACAUCACCGCCGUAAGAUGGCACAUGAUGCUCCAGGUUUCCUUCAGCUCUACAAGAAGAUGCACCACAUAGACCGUGAGCAACUGUUGCCGUCAGAGGUGAUUCGUUCUGUACGUGCACGAAUCCUCGAGUUGGAACGACUACAGCAACAACAGAGGCACAACCUCCACGGUUGGGCACCUUUUGGUCAUGAGGUGCCGCAACACAUGGUCCCAAACCGUAUAUCGGAAUAUGAACAGCUGAUCCAGAAAUCAAAGUCCAUGCCAGACCUUGGUGACGAAAAUGCCCCUUCGGGCACCACCACACCAGGGUCUUCAAGGGCCAGCAGCUGUCCCAAACGACGCUUUUCUGUUGAAUCACUUUUGGAGGAGGAAGAUCCUCCAGUAAGAGCUCGAAGUCCCCCUGAGGGACAACCAAGACCGGGACCAGAAAUCAAUAGCCUGGUGCCAAUCCAUGGGAAAACCCAGAGGCAGCAUCAAGACUACUCGGACAGUGAACAGGACGCCUGUGCCUCCGAAAUGAGCGACAUCCACAUAGAAGGGUCUUCACUAUGUAGCGAGAGCGACCUGGAUCAUUGCUCGCUCACGUCAUCGGAGAGCUUCUAUGGUUCUGGGCAACAUCACCAUCAUGGACACCAUCACCAUGGACACCAUCACCACCGCCACCAUCACAUGCACCAGAGUGUGGGUCAGAGUCAAGGUUACCAACACCGCCACCUCAUCAGCUCCUGUAAGGGUCGCUGUCCGGCGUCCUAUACGCGUUUCACCACCAUGCUAAAACAUGAGCGACAACAGGAAAGGGCUCGGCAGGAAUCCCACCCUGCUGUUACAUCUCCACAAGCCCAACAGUCACCCAGUGAGUCAGGCCUUUCCAAACUGGCCUUCCUGGUCAGCCCUGUGCCUUUCCGCCGGAAACGAGGCUCCCCGCCGACCCAACGACGACAUUGCAGAAGCGGACGACCGAAAUCCAAAACUGCGAUUUAUGAGGCCUUAGAUGCUGCUUUGCAGGACAUUUAUGACCACAUAAGAGCGGAAAAGGGACAAGGACCAGCAAGGAUGCCAGAUGAUAGCAUAUUACGGCGGUUAUUGGAAGAGUUGCUACCAGACGUGCCCAAGCGUAGCUCCUCCUUGCGGGCUCAAAGAGGGUCCGGCUCACCCUCCUCGCCCCACGUCCACCAGCCUUACCAUGGAGCCCACCAAUGUGCCUCCUACCAGCAGCAACAUCAUGCAGACGCCUCCAACAACAACCAGCAUAAUGUUAAUGCUAAUGUGCACUGCUACUCAGAUCAGGGCUCUGAUACAGGACGUAUCACACCACAAAGCAGAAGACCCACUCCAGAAAGAGAGAAACAGUCUGCCAGGGCUAUUUAUGAUUUUAAUGCUCAGUCUGCCAAGGAACUUUCCUUUAAGAAAGGGGAUGCAGUCAACAUCAUCAGACAGAUCGACAGUAACUGGUAUGAGGGGGAAAACAGAGGUCGGAUUGGGAUUUUCCCUAUCUCUUAUGUUGAGAAGGUGGCAUCUCCAGAGCGGAGGCAGCCUGUCAGGCCGCCUCCUCCAGCUCAGGUUCGAGAUAUGGGAGAGGCCAUAGCACGAUACAACUUCAAUGCUGACACUAACGUAGAGCUUUCUCUUAGAAAGGGGGACCGAGUGAUCCUCCUAAGGAAGGUGGAUCAGAAUUGGUAUGAGGGAAAGAUUCCUGGCUCAAACAAACAGGGCAUUUUCCCUGUGUCCUAUGUCGAUGCGAUCAAGGGCUCUCCUUCCAAGAGCCCCAGUCACCAAGGAGAAACACACACACAUAGGGCACAGAAGCACGAUACAGACUCCCAUUUCCUGUGGCUUGAUUCUGCCACUAGGACACACCUUCAAACGGUCACUAGCGAAUGGCUGUCCCUCACAUUGGGUGUGUCCACCACUUCAUGUGGCAGUCCAGUGCCACCCACCCCUCCUCCCUUACCCAACCACCUACAAUACAUAGGCCUCAAAUCCCCUGCUCCACUUGUGAAAAGGGUUACCCCACCACAAAACCCUUCCUCCCCUUUUUUCAGCCAUGGACCAAUCACUUCAGAGUCCUCAAAUGUUUCCCAUGAACUUAUCUACAGAGAUAAACCAACAGACAUAGAUGUAAAAGAAACUUUCAGUUUACCCAUGAAAUGGAUCACAGACUAUAAUCAACAGCUGUUAAGAACUAAACGAAAGGAGCAUAAUGGCAAAAAGCUCUUAGAAGAUAUGUAUGUAAAGGAGCACAGCUUGAAACAAAACUAUGACCCAUUUAGGCCAAAAAGCGAACUUGAUCCAUAUGGUGAGCUUAUGUCGACGUUUCUAAAAAAUCAACUCCAUAAUGAACUUCAAUGCAGAUUGGCCAAUCGAUCGAAAAACAUAGCUAUUCAAGAUGUAUUACCUGAUAGGCCUAUGUCCAUCAGUUCAAGCCACAAAUCAGAAAAUAAAUUGGAUAAACAUCAUGAUAUCUGUGAGAAAAAGGCUGAGGAGCUGCUGUCAGUCAUUUUGAAUGAGAAAACAGAGUUUUACAGUCCAGUAGCUGCACUAAAAUGGGAGGAGCUUUCGGAGUUGUACAUACAGGAAGAGGAUGAUGAAACAAUCAGCAGAUCAGCCUUGGAGGCUGUUUCAAAAAAAGAGGCUGACUCCUCCUCCAUCACUCCAUCUCUACCCUUCUCCUCCUCCCCCACCCCUAAUUCCUCCCUUACUCUGUCCUCCAUUAGCUUUUCUCCUCCACACAUUGAAUCAUCUGCCUCUGGUGUUCACUGUUCUCCACCGUCUUUUUCCAAACCUUUUCAAUGUUCUAUUUCUUCACCUCUUCCUUUGGUGCCCUAUUCCUCAUCUAUCCUCCAAUCCUCAGUUGUUUCUUCCCCUUCAGACUCUCCUCUCCCUCCCUCUCUCUCCACUCCUACUUCUCCUCCUCUGUCUCCUCCAAACUCCCCAAUCCCUCUUCCUCUUCCUCCUUCAGCGACUCUUAACGUUUAUCCUUCUUCGGCCUCUUCUUUGCCUUCUAAUUAUCAAUACAUUUCAUCUCCUCCUCCUCCCUCAUUUCCGCAACCACUUCUUUCUUCUGUUGUUCCUCAGCUAUCCUCUCCUACUUCCACUCCUAUUUUCUCAAAUAUCCCCUCCUCCCACUCUCCUUCUCCUCCCUCCUCUCCUCGUUUCUCGCCAAUCCCACCAUCUCCUCCUUUAUCCCCUAUUCCAUCUUUCCAUCCACCUCUUUAUUCCUCCUGCCAGCCUCUUCUUACAACUAUUCCAGCCUCGCCACCCUCCACUCCUUCUCCUCCUCCAUCUUCUUCAAACCGCAUCCCAUCUCCUGAAAUUCCACUUUCUCCUCCCAGUUCUCCUACACUCCUUUCCUCAUAUCCUCCCUCCUCUGUACCUGUAGUCUCCACUCAGCCCUCACCAUCCAUCCCCCCAUCCUCUACAUCUAUUUCUCCUCUCUCCCCACGUUCACAGCCUCGGUCUCCUAAGAUUAAGAAAAUGAUGCAGGAUUCCCAGAAUGCAGGCGGUGACCCCUUCCAAGCUGUCUACAACUAUGUGCCUCGUAAUGAGGAUGAGCUGGAGCUGAAGGAGGGGGACAUUGUUGAUGUCAUAGAGAAAUGUGACGAUGGCUGGUUUGUGGGUACCUCUCGUAGAACCAGUUUAUUCGGAACGUUCCCAGGAAACUAUGUUAAAACGCUUUAACAAAGAGGAAACAAUGGCACAAAUACAGCCACUCCAGUGCCUACUGUGUAGGGCCAAUGAGGCACCUCACCUUUGAGAAAGUGUGUGUGUGUGUGUGUCUUUAUGUGUGAGUGUGUUCACAAACACAACAUUUUUAGCUCUGCCAUUUCUGCACAGACAAACCACUGAAAUUCAUUUCACUUUGAGCACUUUUUUGUGCCAUCACACAGUCUCCUCACUGUUCCUUUAUCUGCUAUUUUGACAUUUUGUUAUUUUCCAGGAUGUGGUAAAGUUAGUACGGUGAGGAUUCAGGUAGCAUGGUAUUGAGUGAGGUCAGUAGAACAGUAUGAAUGGUACUGAGGGGAAGCCCCAUGGCAUCAGUGUUAAACUGAGUC
Molecule: messenger RNA, 6176 nt
Organism: Rhinichthys klamathensis goyatoka
Lineage: Eukaryota; Metazoa; Chordata; Actinopteri; Cypriniformes; Leuciscidae
Gene: sorbs2a
Product: sorbin and SH3 domain containing 2a
Exons: 26
Coding region: 1-5802 (1933 amino acids)
Cellular component (GO): plasma membrane
Molecular function (GO): protein binding
Source: RefSeq, a predicted model, not a curated record